Messenger RNA from Syngnathoides biaculeatus (alligator pipefish), 4726 nucleotides. RefSeq names its product E3 ubiquitin-protein ligase DTX1-like. Gene Ontology annotation, molecular function: zinc ion binding; ubiquitin protein ligase activity. NCBI's taxonomy places the organism in Eukaryota, Metazoa, Chordata, Actinopteri, Syngnathiformes, Syngnathidae. The transcript is spliced from 12 exons. Gene Ontology annotation, cellular component: nucleoplasm. Bases 704 to 2959 code for a protein of 751 amino acids. Gene Ontology annotation, biological process: Notch signaling pathway; protein ubiquitination. The record is from RefSeq and is a predicted model, not a curated record.
AAUUGAAAAGGCAGAAAUUACGAUUCAAAUUUAUCAAACACGGUAACUUGUUGAAACCUCUUUAUAUUGGACGUUGUAUUUAAAACGUGGGUUUCCAGUAAAUGCAACGGUCCACCGUGUCCAGUUACAACUUAGUUUUAGUUUCGCUGGGCACCGGCUACUUUUUUGGCAGACUCGUGGAACUUGUUCUUGGAUCAAGGUUGCACCCGAGGAGAAGAGUCGUUACUACCGAGUCUCCGCUUUGGAAGGAAGGGAUUACUUUUUCGCCAGCUACGCCCGGACAGGAAGAAAAAACACACUUUAGCAGCCACCACAUGCAUCCUAUCGUAUUGGCAUGAGGAACUAUGUCGUGCGUACUUUCUUCUACGGUGAAAAACAGCCGAAACGUUGCCCUUUUGUGCAUUUCCCCACAUCAACAGAGUUCUUUUUUUACCUAGGCACGAGUAACUCCUUCCACAAUAUGUUAAAAUGCCUUUGCGCUCUUUCGGUGUCUCUAUAGGGGUUGAUCGCAAAGAGUCUGUUAAUAUAGUCUUUUUUUUCGUGACCAUAUCACCGAUACAUUCAUUGUUGCAAAAGACAGUCGACAGAGUACAGUACUGUGAUUUUUUUUUUUUGUUUCCCUCGCUGAGUGGCCAUGCUAGGGAUGGUGCCAUUUGUAAAGGAAUGCUUCGCUUUCUCUUGGCGUUAGCGCUGCAGUGGAUUCAUGGCCAACAGCAACAACAUGUUCGUGGCCUCUGCUGUUGUGGUGUGGGAAUGGCUGAACGAACACUGUCGAUGGCGGCCCUACAGCCCAGCCGUCUCCCAUCAAAUCGAGGCGGCCAUUCGGAGUGGAGAUACCCGCGGGGGGAGCGUGGUCCUCGGCCAGGUGGAGAGUCGACUCUCUCCGUACAUAAUUGAUCUUCAAUCAUUGCACCAGUUCAGACAAGACACGGGAACUAUCCGUCCAGUGAGGAGAAGUUUUUAUGACCCAGCUUCAGCUCUAAGACAAGGCUGGCAGUGGGAGUGGGAAAAUGAUGCAGGUUCAUGGACACCUUAUGACAUUGAGGUGGCUAUCGCCAUUGAGAAUGCUCAUAGCCGCCAGCAGCCAUCCCUUGACUUGACACCCCUCGGUUUCUGCUACCUCAUUGAUUUUCAGAACAUGACACAGGUGAAUAGACAGAGCCAGAGGUGUCGAAGAAUUCAGCGACGUUCUGAUAUGGCCUAUCCUCUGGUGUCUGGACCUCUUCCGUUGCUAAAAGUAGGAACUGGAGGUGUAGAAGGAGGAUUGACAGGUGCCCUGCUAGGUGUCGGAAUAUCAGGGGCUAGCAUGGGAACUGGGGGCUCUGUCUACUCGAACGGGGGGAUAAUGACUAUGGGACUGGGCCACCCUUGCUCCUGCCAGCAAUGCAUGCUUGUCUUUAGUGGGAAAACAAACACAGGAGGCUCAGGAACAGGGAUACAAACUCUAGGUAGACACUCACUAACCAUACAGCAUCUUAAGACCUCAACGCCCACCGGCUCAAAACCUUUGGAUCCACCUCAAUCAACCACACUGGGGAGAGGGCAGGCCAUGAAGUCCAACUGCAGCACCUAUCAGAUGCUGCCACAUGGCCUCGCUAUCUCUAAAAACACUGCAUCUCCAAGAAGGAAUGCCCAGCUCUUUGCUCAAUCACUAGCUGCCCUCACCACCGGGACCUCUACUCUUGGUAUCUCCUCAUCCUCCAGACCACCUCCUCCAUCACUCCCGCCCCCUCAGCUGCCAUCAUCCAAUAUGAUUGAUAAUCCUCCGUCCAUUCCAGCCAAACAUUCUUCAUCUUCAGCCAAAGAAUCAGUGCCAACUGCCACAUUAAUUACCCCAGCUAGUACCGUGAACACACACCCAUCCCCUGUAUCAUCUUCGUCGCCAGCAGUAAUGAAGCCACAACAUGCACCAUUGUCUGCAUCCAAAGUGUGCCAUGCCCCAGUACCGCAGAGAUCAAGUUUAGCUGGACUGAGUAGACCAGCAUUGCAAAGGAUUGCAAUGGCCCAGUCAAGAGCACUUAUUGCGUCAGGUGUCCCUACUGUGCCUGUGAAAAAUCUCAACGGAUCAAGUCCUGUUCACCCUGCACUGGCAGGGAUCACAGGAAUUUUGAUGAGUGCUGCUGCUCUGCCAGUGUGUCUUACAAGGCCUCCUAAACUUGUACUCCAUCCUCCAUCUGUUACCAAGAGUGAAAUUAAACCAGUGCCAGGCUUUGGCAACUGCUGCAAAAAGACCACCAAAAAACAGGCUCGCAAGGGUAAGACUCCAGAGGAUGUAGUAAAGAAGUACCUACAAAAAGUAAAGAGUCCUCCACAUGAGGAUUGUACCAUAUGUAUGGAACCUUUAGCGGGUCCUUCUGGAUACAAAGGUCCAGGGGUGGGACCUGUUUCCAGAGCAGAAUCUGUUGGGCGACUCGCACACUGUGGACACCAGUACCACUUCCAGUGUCUGGUGGCCAUGUAUAAUAAUGGCAACAAGGACGGCAGUCUUCAGUGUCCCACCUGUAAAACCAUCUAUGGUGUAAAGACUGGGAACCAACCAGCAGGGAAGAUGGAGUAUCACAUUAUUCCUCACUCGUUACCGGGCCAUCCCGACUGCAAAACAAUUCGCAUAAUCUAUAACAUCCCACCAGGCAUUCAGGGACCAGACCAUCCGAAUCCAGGGAAGCCAUUCACAGCCAGAGGCUUCCCAAGACACUGCUACCUCCCAGACAGUGACAAGGGACGGAAGGUAUUGAGACUGCUCCUGGUUGCGUGGGACCGUAGGUUGAUCUUUUCAGUUGGGACUUCAAGCACCACAGGAGAAUCUGACACGGUCAUAUGGAAUGAGGUACACCACAAAACAGAGUUUGGCUCCAACCUAACAGGUCACGGAUUCCCUGACCCUGGACACCUAGACAAUGUUCUAGAGGAGCUCCGAGCUCAGGGGAUCACAGAUGAUGAUGGACUGACAGAAAAGUGAAAAGACUUGACAAGGGGAAGAAAAAUCAUCCUCACCAGAUAACAGAACCCAGAAGAGAACAAGAGGGAGUCAGUUUGGCAGUAUUUUGAAGAGGCACAACAGACAGCGUCUUUUUUUUUUUUUUUAUAUAAAUAUUGAUUUUGUUACUUAAUAGUUUUCUUAUAAUUCCAGUACUGUAUAGUUAAAUACUUAUUAAAUGAAUGAGAAGAAGGAAAAAUAGCUGCAAGAAAGGUGUUUUUUGUUACUCAGGAUCUAGGUGCUAAAAGUCCACAAGUAAGAGUGAAAUGGUACUGAUUGUGGAAAAACAGAAGUUUACUCUGAGUGAAAUAGAAGAUGGUCUGUGAGUGUGGGUGGAGGGGGUAAUGGAGAGAAGGGACCAACAGAGAAAGAUAUCUGAUGUGGGGGAGGGGUCUGGAGGAAACACAUGGCACCAAGAAAACACUAUGUAGUGUAGGUAGGAUAAGAGUAACGCUAACGUUUUAAGGUACUUUACAGUUACUAGUCCUUUAAUCACAAACACGACAAAAGCAGUCAAGAAUGAUGGCGAUAAUAUUUUGCUACAUUGCUCCCUCUUAUUUUUUUGAGGGGGUUGGGGGGGGCUACAAGCUACUGAAGCACACAUUAAAUCACAUAGGUUAACAUCACCUAUCAUUGUCACUGUAUUGCUUUACUUUUGAGAGGUCCAACUCAGUACAGUACAGUUAUCAGUAUGUAUGAGAAGACAAUGAAACCAAUGCCCUUCUCUCUCUUUGCUAUCUUUAGUGUCUUAAAAAUGUUUCUGAGGUACACACAAACCUUACACAGGUACUGGAAUUUACUUGCCUACCUAAUACACUAAUAUGUAUAAAAUGAAUGAACUAGGGGUUGUUGUUUUUUUUAAAAUCUCCCCUGGUACCUCGCUCACUCAUCCAAUGAGAUAACUUUGCAGCAGUGUUUUUCUCUGUUAAAAGGAAAUGAGCAUGUUGAAUACUGUGAGAUUUUCCAUUCAGCUUACUUCUUUUUACCUUCUCUCUUCCAGCAGCAAGUAAUAAUGCAUUAGCCAGUUUCUGUUUUUUUUAGUCUGUAAAUUUCUGAUUUUAAUGGUUUGAAUGAGUGCAUGUGUGUUGCGAGAGAAAAGUUGUGUACUAUGUAUACUGCCAACAUGCUCUGAGUAGAGUAUUAACUAUUUCUUUUCUAUUUUCUUUUGUAUUAGCUCAUUUGGGAACUUGGAGGAUGAUGAUGGUACUCACCAUGUGGUUAUUCCUGUUUUUCCUCAUGGUAUUAUGUUAGAAUGUGAACUGUAGCUACAACUUUUCUGUACAAUAGUGUAUUCCUGACAUGAUCAUAGUGAAGAGGUUUUGUUGUAUAUUUAAUGUGUAUUCAUUAUGUACUUUUUAAUAGUAUUGGUUUAGAAUUUUUUAAUACAAUAGGGUUUCCAUUUUUUGGCAUACCGAAGUGAGGCUGAAUUGAAACAUCUUUUCUUUUGAAAAGGAAUGUGAUAAUAUACUUGUAUAUGAGUUUCUAAUGAAUUUGUAAUGCAACUGCAAACACCCCUUUUACAUUUUUUUAGAUGGUUUGAGAAAGUGAAACGUUAUCCUGGAUUGAUGUUAUCAUAAAUGUCAUUGCGUUUUGUCCUCUUGCUCUGAUGACCUAAACGUUUUCAUAAUAUUGUUGUGAUCUAAUGUCAUGAUGAAAAGUUAUAUUCUGAGUUACUACAUCCAUUGUUUGAACUAUUUGAGCAAAUGCCUGUUGAAUCAAGAAAUAAAUUAAAAUAGUAUUUGGGCCUGA